Molecule: messenger RNA, 1517 nt
Organism: Entrophospora candida
Lineage: Eukaryota; Fungi; Glomeromycota; Glomeromycetes; Entrophosporales; Entrophosporaceae
Source: the annotation of a GenBank genome assembly
GCAUAAUACCAGUAUUUCCAGGUUUCGAAGAUCCAGAUUUGUUUCACAUAACUCCAACCAAUGAUGUAGAAGAAUUAGAAAGUACUAAAAUAAAUCCUCUACCAACUAAAGCUUCCGAGAAAUUACCAUCAAAGCCAAAAAAGCCAAAAAAGCCAGUAACUUCUUCUUCGCCUCAACUACAAUCUUCACAUUGUACUUUAGCAUAUCCUGGAUAUUCGCUCAUUCAAUAUGCGUUAAUUAUCGAUGCAGGUUCUACAGGUUCUCGGAUUCAUGUUUAUAGAUUUAACUACUGUAAAUCUGCACCAGAAUUAGAAGAUGAAAUAUUUGCUCAUAUUGAACCUGGUCUUUCUGCAUAUGCUGAUGAUCCUGAUGCAGCAGCAAGAAGUUUAGAUGGGUUGCUAAAAAUUGCACUUGAAAAUGUUCCUAAAGGGUUAUAUAAUUGUACACCGGUGGCAGUCAAGGCUACUGCCGGUUUACGAUUAUUAGGAACUGAAAAAAGUAGCCGAAUAUUAGAAGCUGUUAGAAACCAUUUAGAAAACAAAUAUCCUUUUCAAAUAAUUGAAAAUGAUGGUGUGGCAAUUAUGGAUGGUAAAGAUGAAGGUGUUUAUGCAUGGAUUACGGUUAAUUAUUUAUUAAAUAAAAUUGGCUCAAAAAAAAAAACACCUACAGCUGCAAUUUUUGAUCUUGGAGGUGGCUCAACUCAAAUAGUUUUUGAACCUGGAUCGUUAGAUGGUUAUGAAGUUGCACCUGGAGAACAUAGAUAUGAAUUACAAUACGGUGGGCAUAAAUAUAUUUUAUAUCAACAUUCUUAUUUACAUUUUGGAUUAAUGGAGGCGAGGAAAGCAAUUAUAAAAUUUAUGGUAAAUUUAUGGCGUAGCAAUAUUGGUGGCAGUAAGAAUGAUUUGAUUUCUGAUCUGGCUCUAAAGUAUGAUGGAAACCCUAAAGAUGAACAUCAUAUUCCACAUCCUUGCUUACCAAAAAAUUAUACAGAAUCAUGGCAAUCUGAUAUCAAUAAUAAUGAUGAUAAUGACUCAGUCAAACUCAUUGGCACAGGUGGUGGACAUGCUCAAUGUAGAUUUGUAGCAGAACAAAUACUUAACAAAAAUAAAGAAUGUUCACUAUUACCAUGUGCUUUUGAUGGCAUAUAUCAACCAUCACUUACUGAUACAUUUUCAGUAUAUGAUAUCUAUGCUUUUUCGUAUUUUUAUGAUCGUAUAAUCCCAUUAGGGAUGCCAUCUGAAUUUACAUUAAAAGAACUUCGUGAUCUUACUGAUCAAGUUUGUUCAGGAAAUUAUAAGAUAUUCUCUCAUUUACCAGAAGCUAUAAAGGAACUUAAAAGUAAUCCGUAUUAUUGCAUGGAUUUAACAUUUAUUUACGAACUUUUACAUACUGGUUAUGAAAUGCCUCUUGAAAGGGAAGUAAAGAUCGCAAAGAAGAUAAAAGGAUUUGAAACUGGAUGGUGUCUUGGAGCAUCAAUAGCAAUACUAGAUCAAAACUUUUGGUGUAAAGAACUCUAA